AUGUCGGUUACAUCGGGUAUGUCUAGGUCUCGGACCUGUCAGGAUCUGGUGAAGGCGCUGAAGGAGAAGAUUGAAUCUGAAAGGGGGAAAGAUGCUUUUCCAGUGGCUGGCCAAAAACUAAUCUAUGCAGGUAAAAUCCUUAAUGAUGAUACAGCUCUUAAGGAAUACAAAAUAGAUGAGAAGAACUUCGUGGUGGUUAUGGUGACAAAACCCAAAGCAGCAGCUGCACCGACGCAGACGACUCCUCGAGAAGAGACGCCCGCCGAGAAAACACCUGAGGCCCCGUUUGCCAUCAGCCCGUCGUCGACUGACAGUACAGCAGGUGAUACAUCUCGAUCAAAUCUUUUUGAGGAUGCUAUAAGUGCACUUGUGACAGGUCAAUCCUAUGAGAAUAUGGUGACUGAGAUCAUGUCCAUGGGAUAUGAACGGGAGCAAGUAAUUGCUGCGCUGAGAGCCAGCUUCAACAAUCCUGACAGAGCGGUGGAAUACCUUUUGAUGGGCAUCCCCGGGGAUAACCAGACCGUGGCUGAGCCUCCCCAGGUAGCAAGCACGCAGACUCCAGCAGCAGGAACCGUGCCGACAACUACGAGCUCUUCAGGAGGACAUCCGCUUGAGUUUUUACGAAAUCAGCCUCAGUUCCAGCAGAUGAGACAAAUUAUUCAGCAAAAUCCUUCUCUGUUGCCAGCAUUGCUACAGCAGAUAGGACGGGAAAACCCUCAACUACUGCAGCAAAUAAGCCAACAUCAGGAGCAUUUUAUUCAGAUGCUGAACGAGCCAGUUCAAGAAUCUAGUCAAGGUGUAAGUGGUGGUGAAGGCAGCACUGAUGGAGUAGCAGAAGCUGGAAGUGGUCCCAUGAACUACAUUCAAGUAACACCUCAGGAAAAAGAAGCUAUAGAAAGGUUAAAGGCGUUAGGAUUUCCUGAAGGACUUGUGAUACAGGCAUAUUUUGCUUGUGAGAAGAAUGAAAACUUGGCUGCCAACUUUCUUCUACAACAGAACUUUGAUGAAGAUUGAAAAGGAGAGACUUUUUUUUUUUUAUCUCACACCUCACACCAGUGCAUUACAACAACUUUGUUCACUGGAUUGUCUGGAAUAUUUGGGCUGUCAUCCAUCAUGCUCAGUGUAUGGUAUAUGGAAGGGUGGGGGGAAGAGAGAUGAAAAUAUAG
Messenger RNA from Tinamus guttatus (white-throated tinamou), 1166 nucleotides. The record is from RefSeq and is a predicted model, not a curated record. Lineage: Eukaryota; Metazoa; Chordata; Aves; Tinamiformes; Tinamidae.